Molecule: messenger RNA, 2703 nt
Organism: Ornithodoros turicata
Lineage: Eukaryota; Metazoa; Arthropoda; Arachnida; Ixodida; Argasidae
Exons: 2
Coding region: 282-2582 (766 amino acids)
Biological process (GO): protein processing
Cellular component (GO): plasma membrane
Molecular function (GO): metalloendopeptidase activity
Source: RefSeq, a predicted model, not a curated record
GUCACGUGAGCCACGCGGCACGCGCUGUCACUUGCAGCUGCAGUAGCGAACCAAUCUGGAACGAGAGGAAGAAGAACCCUCAGCCAAUCGCCCUCAGUGGCUAACGGCCAUUGUUCUGAGGUGGAAGAAGAAGAAGAAGAAGAACCCUGUUGCAGACCUCAUUCUGUCUCGAAUGUCGCAGCGGACGUGGCGUUCGUGAUACAACCGAGAAGAAGUCUCAACGGAAGAAAGCCACCACUGCUGCAGCAAAGACCACAUCAGGCGUGCCUGCUACAGAUCAGAUGUCGUCAAGGAAAUCGAAAGUUGAGACGAGUCCCAGCAAGGAUCCGCCGCAUGGACAGCACAAACAUUCCAAAGGGAAACCUGCUAACAAGGAACACAGGGGAAGCUCUAAGGCAACGAAGGAAAGUGAGCACUUGAAGACCAAAGAAUCGGAACAAUCACCACAUGAACCAUCUAGAAAAGGAGAUCAGCACGUCUCGUCACUGCCAUCUACGUCGGCAAGUCAGCCGCAAGAACAUCAACACGCCAAAUCUAGUCCUGGAAAGCCCGGCCUCGCCAGAAACGUCUCCAAGUCCACCAUGGCAAUCUUAGCAACCGUCGGCUUUGUCGCUCUUCUUACCACCGUCGUCGCACUGUGGAUCUACAUCAGUCACAAGAAGUCGCUGGAAAGCAAAAUGAUAGAGUGCAAGACAACGGAAUGCAAGCAAAUCCUAGGCGAAAUUGACCAACAACUGAAUAAGGGCGUUGAUCCGUGCGGCGAUUUUUACAGCUACCUCUGCCGUAAGUGGAUGACAGGACCGAAGAGCGGUUUACAUUCGGGAUUUGUACAAGAUGUGUUCGAUGUUUACAACGAUACCGUAAUAACGGCUCUCAAGUCUCCUGACGCCAUGAAGCCACAUAGAUUCGGACUGCACAUUAUGGCGAAAUUGUUUGCAGUGUGUGAGGACUACCUGGCAAACGACACAGGGACCCUCUCAGAUGCAGUGGGGCAGAUAGUCGACUUACUAGAAUUCGACAAGGUUCUCAAUCAUUCGGAAAAUGUACUGACGUACCUUAUUAAUACGUCGCUGACGCGAAAUUUGCAUUCCAUCUUCAUUGUCCGAUACCAGCGCACUGGAAAUUCGAGAUAUUUGCAAAUCGAAGUUGGAGGCACCAUUCACUCAAAGAUGUUCGCAGUCGUAACUGAGGAUCGUCCAGACACCAGCACACAUACAGAAUUUCGCACGAUAAUGAGGGAUAUGACGUUAGCAUUUUUGAAUCACCCUCGAGUGCAGUCCAGCAUCCAUCCCAAUACUAUAUUAGACCUAGAUAUCGAUGUCUACAAAGCCCUCGCUGCAAAGAACCCAACAACAGUUAAAACCUUCGAGGAAAUUGCGGAAAAUGUUGGACAAGACUUGGUGCGCGAGUUCAUGGAUGUCAUAAACAAGAACGCCCCGCGGGAUUUUCAUGUGGAGCUCAGUAGCCCAGUCAGAUUUUCCAGGCUGGCGUCUUUGAAGAACGCGAACAAUGCUCUCAAUAAAACACAUUCCGAUGUGAGAGAUAUAUACCACCUCCUCAACGUCGCGACUACUCUACUGCGAUUCACUGCGUACAGGCACCUUGCGAAGACAAACGCUGCGCUCGUUCCCUUUAUGUGCUUCCGUGCAACGAGGAUUGCCUUUACGAACACCUGGCAGUAUUUGAUAGUCGACCUGCUCGGUCGGCGAAGACGCGGAAUAGCAGCAAGGGGGCUUGCAACGCGUGUCAGGAACAUGGCCCUGGAAGAAACAGUCUUCGAAGAGUUCGCAGCCAUUGAUCGAGAAAGUGGCAAAACACUGCUGCGCAAUAUGGAAUUGCUUACCUACGGUGGUGUAGGAGUUGGUAAACUGAGCAAUUAUACUGAUUAUUCGUCGUGGACUUUGAAAGGAAACAACUCGUUUGAAAUUUUUCUUAAUGUUGGAGAACAGGAAAGAUUGAUGCUGCGCCAGACCUUGUCUCGCGAAAGGAUGGUCAGAGCCAGCAGAAGCCAGCUGAAAAAAGAGCUGAAGUUCGAUGGCGUAAGGUUCCUGACGGUACCCACAGCAUUCCAAAUUCCACCGCUUUUUUACUUCGAAGAGGUGAAUGAGAUUCCACUGUACAUCAACUUAGGAACACUGGGAGCCUGGAUCGCGAAGGAAAUGGUACGUGCUUUGACAGUGAAUCUUCGAACAUCCAGCAAAGCGACAGUCACACUACAUAAGUCUCUGACAUGCGUCAAGAAAGUUGCAACGGUGCAGGGAUUAAACCUGUCGGCCAUCACCGGAAGUGGCCUAUGGUACAGCGAAGCAGUUCUGUGGUACUACGGUCUUCGCAUAGUUCAUGAGGGUCUCAGGCGUGUAGUGCUCAACAUGGGAGAGUCUACCACUGGCGACGUCUGGAAAGAAGCGCAGCAUUAUCUUUUCAUCCGUUUCUGCAUGAUGGCGUGCACGUCCAGAGGGGGCGCUUCCGGGGGCACACCGAUGACCUUCAAAGAGCGCUGUCUGGUUCCAGUUCUGAGCAACCCAGAUUUUGUUAGUGCCUUCGGUUGUGCCGGGAGUUGUGCAAAUCAAUCGCGAGUAUGACCCUUUGCUCCGACGACGCAUACAAUAUGUAAAAGAUGCAAAGAGAAUACGAUUUGCAAUGCCCAAAGGAAGUGUCAUAUCAUGUAAGCAUCCUAUAUUUCAAUAACACAUUGUGAGUAGA